Molecule: messenger RNA, 1062 nt
Organism: Fraxinus pennsylvanica
Lineage: Eukaryota; Viridiplantae; Streptophyta; Magnoliopsida; Lamiales; Oleaceae
Source: the annotation of a GenBank genome assembly
AUGUGGCCGCUAGUAUCAUCACCGCUUUGUUGUCGAGGGGCAACGUUGCUGGACAGCUCUACCAUUCGCAGCGCUGAGCAACUCUAUCGUUACCAACGUGAGGCAAAUCUAUUGUUGCCACUAGCGUCAGAUGCUAUAAAGCAAUGUCGCAACAUGCAGCUAAGCUUCAGAGAGGCAUCAUCACGAUCUAAUCGAUUUCGUGUAAUUGAAAUAAUUGAUCACAGAGCUGCAAACAGUUCUACUUGUGUUCAGUGUUCAGACUCUCAAUCCUCUAAAAGCUCAGGCUCGGGAAAAAACCAUGAGGGUCAAAUCAAAUAUGGUUUCACCUUAGUGAAAGGAAAAGCUAAUCAUCCCAUGGAGGAUUACCAUGUUGCGAAGUUUAUACAGAUAGAUGAACAUGAGCUUGGACUAUUUGCGAUAUAUGACGGCCAUAUGGGAGAUCGCAUUCCUUCAUACCUGCAGAAACAUUUGUUUGACAAUAUAUUGAAGGAGCAUGAGUUUUGGGUUGAUCCGGGAAGAUCAAUGUCAAAAGCGUACGAGAAAACUGAUCAAACAAUUCUUUCAGACAGUUCCAAUUUGGGGCGAGGUGGGUCCACUGCUGUCACAGCUAUUCUAAUAAAUGGCCAAAAGUUAUGGGUAGCUAAUGUGGGAGAUUCACGAGCUGUUCUAUCGAGGGGAGGUCAGGCUACACAGAUGACCAUAGACCAUGAGCCUGGUAUUGAACGAGGUAGCAUUGAGGACAAAGGAGGUUUUGUUUCAAAUAUGCCAGGGGAUGUCCCUAGAGUAAAUGGGCAGCUGGCUGUUUCUCGUGCUUUUGGAGAUAAAAGCCUUAAAUCACAUUUGCGGUCAGAUCCUGAUAUUCAAAAUACAAUGGUUGAUACCAGCUGUGAUGUUCUUAUCCUUGCAAGUGAUGGUCUUUGGAAGGUUAUGGAUAAUCAGGAGGCAGUUGAUAUUGCACGAAGAACUAGAGAUCCUAAGAAAGCAGCCGGGCAAUUAAUAGCUGAAGCAUUGAAAAGAGAGAGUAGAGACGACAUCUCUUGCAUUGUUGUUAGAUUUAGGUGA